CACAGGUCUCUGAGAAACCAACACACCUAGCACAACCAUGGGCAGGAUCACCUUCUUCGAGGAGAGGAACUUCCAGGGACGCUCCUAUGAGUGCAUGAGCGACUGCUCCGACAUGUCCUCCUACCUGAGCAGGUGCCAGUCCUGCAGGGUUGAGAACGGCUGCUUCAUGGUCUAUGAGCGUCCCAAUUUCAUGGGCAACCAGUUCUUCAUGAAAAGAGGCGAAUAUGCCGACUCCAUGAGCUUGAUGGGCAUGAGGGACUGCAUCAGGUCUUGCCGUGCUAUCCCCAUGCAGCACAGAGGCCAGUUCAGGAUGAAGAUCUUCGAGAGGGAGAACUUCAGCGGCCAGUCCCACGAUCUGAUGGAAGACUGCGACAACAUCAUGGAGCGUUUCCGCAUGAACGACUGCAUGUCCUGCCAGGUGACGGACGGCCACUGGCUGAUGUUCGAGCAGCCCCACUUCCGCGGCAAGAUGAUCUACGUGAAGCCCGGCGAGUACCGUAGCUUCAGGGAGCUGGGCCUGAGUAGCAUGAGGUUAAUGAGCAUGAGGCGCAUCAUGGAUAUGUAAAAGUUGUUCCCUGCAAUGUUUCUCUGAAAAGAACAUAAAUAAAUAAAAAACAUAAA
Messenger RNA from Syngnathus typhle (broad-nosed pipefish), 621 nucleotides. Its product is annotated as gamma-crystallin M3-like. The coding region runs from base 38 to 565 and encodes 175 amino acids. The transcript has 3 exons. Gene Ontology annotation, biological process: visual perception; lens development in camera-type eye. Lineage: Eukaryota; Metazoa; Chordata; Actinopteri; Syngnathiformes; Syngnathidae. Gene Ontology annotation, molecular function: structural constituent of eye lens. The record is from RefSeq and is a predicted model, not a curated record.